Messenger RNA from Olea europaea var. sylvestris, 791 nucleotides. RefSeq lists its product as uncharacterized. The transcript has a single exon. The record is from RefSeq and is a predicted model, not a curated record. Bases 372 to 584 code for a protein of 70 amino acids. Lineage: Eukaryota; Viridiplantae; Streptophyta; Magnoliopsida; Lamiales; Oleaceae.
UUUCUCAAAUAAAUUUAAUGAAGCCCAAACAGCGGCUUAAUAUUAUUAGUACUGUCCAUUCCUCUUAUCAAAACAUGCUAAAGAAGCCUAAACUGGAAAACCAAUGCCAAAGAAACCUUCAUUAGAAAAGGGGCGCGGGCCAGUCAUAUAUACAAUUAUUGGAAGCUUAUGAAACGAAAGUUGAACUGUCCAUCUCCAUAAAGCAAAUCCAUUACCACACAAAAAUGCUUUCCCUCCCACUCUCUCCUUUCAUCUCUCAAGUUUAGUAUCCAUUCCUAGCAAUACCUUCUCCAUUAAGAAAUAUCAAUACAAAACAUACCUUCUCACCAAUUAACACUCAUUUCUAAAAGAAGAAAGCUUACAGAGAAAAAAUGAGUGCCGACUGGGGACCGGUGGUGGUGGCUGUGGUGCUGUUCGUCCUCUUGUCGCCGGGGCUGCUAUGCCAGUUUCCAGCAAGAGCAAGGAUUGUUGAAUUCGGCAACAUGUACACUAGCGGGAUGUCUAUCCUACUUCACGGGGUAUUGUUCUUUUGCAUUUACACCAUCGUUAUCAUAGCUGUUGGCGUUCACAUACGUGCAGCCUAAUACAUUUGUGUGUAAUAACAGAUCCAACUAUGUAUUCUUCUUGUCCGAAACUAGUUUGUUUUCUUCUUCUUUUUGGCUUCUUUUGUAAAACACAUAUCUAAUUAGUUGUGAAGAAUUUACUAUUAAAACUUGAGUCUUCUUAAAAGGUCAAUCUUAUUAAGAAGAGUAGCUCAAAUCUUUAUAAAUUUAUAUAUGUUUUCAUCUUUA